AUGGCGGAGCCUGGCGGCCGGGCUGGCGGGUCUCACCUGGAAGGCAAAUCUUCUGAAGGAGAAGAGGACCAGAAUCAUGAAGGCAACAGGGUAUCACCGAUAGAGAAGAGCAGUGACCAGAGAAAUGAAGAAACUGAGGGUGCUACAGAGCAUUCUGAAGGGGAAAUCAAAAACGAUGGGGAAGUCUCAGCCCAGGGGAAAGAUGACGAUGAGGAAGUCAAAAUCCAAGGGGAAAUGGAAACGGAAGAGGAAUUCGAAUUUGAACAGGAGUUAGAAUCUGAUAUUGAAGCCACGGCCCCUGAAGGGGAAGUCACUUCUCCAGAUCUGGCUUACUCAGACAGCAGUCCUGGGGAGGUGGCCAGAGAUGAAGUUGGCCCCACACGCCAGCAUGAGAGAGCAAGGAGGAAAACAGGUCUUGAAGACGGAGAGGACCCCAGCCCAUCCAGAUCCAGAGGAGCGGGGGUCAUCUCCACAGAGCCCUCCCAGCAAGUAUCAGGCUCAUCUGAGCAAACGGACCAGGAAUCGAGAGCGCUCCGGCAGAAGGUCUUUCCUCUGGGGGCUCAGCACCGCCUCGGACAGAGCCGGGGGAGCAGCAACACAUCCCUGGACUUUGACGAGCCACCUCUGGUUACCGAGGGCCCCUCCACGCAGGAGCCAGAGCCUGAUGCCCACCCCAGGGAAGAAGCCACAUCCUCAUUCCUGGACAGGAUCCAGCAGUUAAGUAUGGCCGAGGAAGGAGGCCUGGUGGAGAGUGUGGAGUCUGAGGCCAGCGACGAGGCCAAAGAAGACAGAUCCCAGCUGGUGGUUUUGGACCCAAACCAUCCCCUGAUGAUAAGAUUCCAGGCUGCCCUGAAGAACUAUCUUAACCGGCAAAUAGAGAAACUGAGGCUGGAACUUCAAGAGCUGGGCGUGGCCACCAAGCAAAGCCUAGUCCACCGGCAGGAGCUGGGGGUGGACCUUUACGGGGUCCAGCAGCACCUGGCCCGCCUGCAGAUGCAGCUUGAGAAGAGCCACGACCGCCACUCGAUCACAGCGUGCGAGAGGCGGAGGAAGGAGGAGGAGCUGCAGAGCGUGCGCUUGCGCUACGCCAGGACCUGCGAGACCGCCGGCGAGGAGCGCAAGAAGCUGGCAGCUCUGCAAACCGAGAUGGAGACCCUGGCUGUGCAUCUCUUCUCCAUGCAGAACGUAGACCAGGACGUGCGUGACGACAUCCGGGUGAUGAAGCGAGUCGUGAAGAAGUCGGAAGCCGAGCGCGUGCGGGCCGAGUUGCAGAAGCGGCGGCAGGACCUGCACGUGGACCAGCUGACCACCCGAGCUGACCACCUGGAAGAACAGAUUGCCCUGUUCGAGGCCCAGUACCGCGCACAGGCUGAGGACACCCGGACGCUCAGGAAGGCAGUGAGCGAGGCCUGCACGGAAAUAGAUGCCAUCAACAUAGAGAAAAAGCGCAUCCUGCAGCAGUGGGCCAGCAGCCUGGUGGGCAUGAAGCAUCGUGACGAGGCUCACAAGACCAUCCAAGAGGCACUCAGCGAAUGCCAGCAUCAAGUCAAGUCCAUGGAUGGCGAGCUCGAAGCCUAUAAGAAAUCCAUCAUAAAGGAGGAAGAAAAGAACGAGAAGCUGGCCAGUAUCCUGAACCGGGCAGAGACGGAAACCAGCCUGAUGCAGAAACUGACUUCGCAGUGCCUGGCCAAGGAGGAGGCCCUGCAGAAUGAGUUCAGCACCUAUAGGCUCACCCUGCUGGACACAGAGGACGCACUGGGCAAGGCCCACAUGGAAUACACGGCAACCAUAGGCCAAUUGCAGACUCUCCACCAGACCAUCCAGCAUGAGCUGGAGCUGGGGAGGAAGAUGGAUGCCUCCAUCGUGGAGAAGCUGCAGGAGCACGUGACCUCCAACAGGAUGACAAAGUACUUCCACCAGCUCAUCCUGAAGCUCCAGAAGGAAAAGACCAACCUGGUGACACAUCAUUCCAAAAUUGACGGCGACAUUGCUCAGACCACCCUGGACAUCACGAACACCAGCUGUAGGCUGGACAUGCAUCAGAAGACACUGGCUGAGCUGGACAAGGAAGUGAAAAAAGUCAACGACCUCAUCACAAACAGUGAAAAUGAAAUCUCCAGGCGCACAAUCCUGAUUGAGAGAAAGCAAGGCCUCAUCAACUUUUUGAACAAGCAGCUGGAGCAGAUGAUUUCUGAACUCGGGGGGGAAGAAGUGGGGCCCCUGGAGCUGGAGAUCAAGAGGCUGACCAAGAUGAUCGAGGAGCACAACGCCGGCGUGACGCAGGCCCAGGUGACCUGGCUCCGGCUGCAGCAGGAGAUGGUGGCGGCCACGCAGGGACGUGAGGAACACCUGGCCUCCCUGGACAUGUCCAAGAAGGAGAUCCACAUCCUGGAGCAGAAGAAACUACGGAUAGAAAACAAGAUCGACCAGGAGAAGAAAGAGCAGAAGCAAAUCGAGCGGCACAUGAGGGACCUGGACAACGACCUGAGGAAGCUCAACGUGCUGAUGAACCAGAACAGACGCAGCUCCGAGGAGCUGCACCAGGGCAACCUGGCCACCGAGGGCGAGUUCGUGCGUGCACUCAAGGCCUCGGAGCGAGAGACCAUCGAAAUGCAGGAGAAGCUGAACGAGCUCAGGGAGGAGAAGGCGGCCGUGCUCAACAGCCUGGUGGAGGCGGAACACCAGAUCAUGCUUUGGGACAAAAAAAUCCAACUGGCAAAAGAGAUGCGCGCCUCAGUGGAUUUCGAGACGGGCCAGACAGAGAUCAGGGCCAUGAAGGCCGAGAUCCACAGGAUGAAGGUCAAGCACAGCCAACUGCUGAAGCAGCAGGAGAAGAUGAUCCGGGACAUGGAGCUGGCUGUCGCCCGCAGAGAGACCAUCUCCACUCGGGCCGAGGGGCAGUGCAAGAUGGACAAGAAGCUGCUCACCCGCACAGACUUCCACCGCAGGCAGACCGAGCUGAGACGGAAGAUCAGGGACAUUCACAAGGCCACCGAGGAGUGCACCCAAACCAUCCUAGAACUGGAAGAAACUCAAAAAUCCUUGAGCGACUCCCUCCUGGAGAAGCAGGAGCAGCUGUCAAGCAUGCAGGCCAAGGCCGACGAGCUCGAAGCUGGCCUGUACCAGCUGACAGCCCUCAAGCGACAGAACCUUUCCACACUCGUGGCCCUGCAGUCACGCCUCAAGCACCUGCAGGCCGUGAAGGACGGGCGCUACACCUUCCUGCUCCGCAAUAAGCAGUCACUGCUGGCAGAGCUCAAGCGGCUGGACGACCGCCUGGCCGGCAUCAGCACCAUCCUCCACCACGUGAAGGACGAAUACCCCCAGUUCCAGGAGGCCCUGCUCAAGGUCAGCCGGUCCAUCAGCAACAGGCUGGAGUCAUCCGGGCCCUAG
Molecule: messenger RNA, 3393 nt
Organism: Lipotes vexillifer (Yangtze River dolphin)
Lineage: Eukaryota; Metazoa; Chordata; Mammalia; Artiodactyla; Lipotidae
Gene: CCDC40
Product: coiled-coil domain 40 molecular ruler complex subunit
Exons: 20
Coding region: 1-3393 (1130 amino acids)
Biological process (GO): axoneme assembly; epithelial cilium movement involved in determination of left/right asymmetry; heart looping
Cellular component (GO): cilium; cytoplasm
Source: RefSeq, a predicted model, not a curated record